Molecule: messenger RNA, 1294 nt
Organism: Carassius auratus (goldfish)
Lineage: Eukaryota; Metazoa; Chordata; Actinopteri; Cypriniformes; Cyprinidae
Gene: psmd9
Product: proteasome 26S subunit, non-ATPase 9
Exons: 7
Coding region: 152-784 (210 amino acids)
Biological process (GO): proteasome regulatory particle assembly
Cellular component (GO): cytoplasm; nucleus
Molecular function (GO): protein binding
Source: RefSeq, a predicted model, not a curated record
CUCCGACACAUAGGCGGCAGUAAUGAAUCGUUUAGUUCAUUUACAACCCGUCAGUGAAUCCACAGAAGAAAUCGGAUCAGCAAGCAACUAGUACUUUCCAUUGCUUCUAUUUGUUGAAUCAUUUUGGAGAGAACGUUUGGAAGCACUUGUGAUGAAAAUGACCGAGGAAAACAACGCUGGUAAGACAAAUGUUACUGAAGAGGAUGUUCGACUGCUGAUAAAGAGAAAGGAUGACAUUGAAGAGCAAAUUAAAGCAUACCACGACAUGCUCCAAACCGACGGUGUAGGCAUGGACGCUCCUCUGGUGGAUGAGGAAGGCUUUCCUCGUGCAGAUGUGGAUUUGUACAAGGUCCGAACAGCGAGGCACAAUAUCUCCUGUUUACAGAAUGAUCACAAGGCUAUCAUGGUGGAGAUCGAGGAGGCCCUUCAUAAGCUGCAUGCCUCGGCAAGGGUCAAACCUGAGAAAGAGGAGACAAAGAAGGAAGUCACUGAGCCGAGCGUGUCUCUUCCAGCUCCGUUUGCACUUCUGGACGCCGUCACACCGGGCUCCCCUGCUUUUCAGGCUGGUCUGCGAGUUGGAGAUGAGGUUAUAGAGUUUGGGUCUGUAAACACACAAAACUUCAGGAAUCUGCGUGACAUCGCUUCUGUUGUCCAACACAGUGAAGGGAAAUCCCUUCGUGUGGGAGUUAUUCGAAGUGGACAAGAAGUACAUCUUAAUUUGACUCCGAAGCAAUGGUCUGGUAGAGGACUACUGGGGUGCAACUUGGUACCUCUCCACAGAUGACCGGUGAAAGGGGAGAGGAUCAUCUUUAUGCCAAACAACAUGCCCCUUAUGCACUAAAUAAAUUUGCAGUGGGUUUACUUUAAUUUUGCUUUUGCAUUCAUUGCAAAAUGUAAUUAAGUAGAUAAAUGACCAAGAGGAGAAGAGACCAUUUAGUAUAAGACUUUCGUAAUCUAUCAGAAAAGUUUGAGCAGAUCAUGUAUAAGCGAGGUUUUUACUUACCUUCUUCUGCUUUUAUAUUUCUUGCAUCCAUAUGCAGAAGUUCUCAACAUUUUUAUGUUAAAACAGCUUAAUGGUAAGAGCAGGGUCAUUCUGGAGUGAGUGGGUAUAAGCUGGAUACACCUUAUGUUACAGUUAGUUUUAUUAGAGAAACACCAGUGUGAGUAAAUCCUGUUUGCAUUUUCCUUUUUUGGGGGUGAGCUAUCCUUUAAAUAUGAGUAAUAAACAGUAUGGGGCUUCAGUCUUUUCAUUUUCUUAAGUAAAAAUUGAAUUAAAACUGACUUGGAAACAUUU